Messenger RNA from Nicrophorus vespilloides, 1698 nucleotides. Its product is annotated as high mobility group protein 20A-like. The record is from RefSeq and is a predicted model, not a curated record. Gene Ontology annotation, biological process: regulation of gene expression. NCBI's taxonomy places the organism in Eukaryota, Metazoa, Arthropoda, Insecta, Coleoptera, Silphidae. Gene Ontology annotation, cellular component: nucleus. Bases 122 to 1123 code for a protein of 333 amino acids. The transcript has 4 exons.
UCUAGUAAACACAUUAAUUUUUAAAAAUAAUCAAUUAAGCAUUUUCUAAAAACAAAAUCUGUAUACAAAUAGGCAAAAGAAAUGCAAGAAUUGACACUAUAAGCUAAGUGAAAAGUUGCAAAUGGAAGGUAGUGUUUUAGUUAGUGGCUCUCCGGGCAUAAAUUUAGCACCAAUUGAUACAUUAAACACCAAUGGCAAUGCUGUUGUUCCAACAACAUCAAGUCCCCAGGAAAAUAAGUCCAUCAUUGUUAAACCUGGAGGCUCCAAUGAUGAGAAGGCUCCAGACAGUUCUGACAAUAUAUCUCAAAAAACAAGAGGACCCAAAGGGAAAAAGAGGAAGAAACCAAAGGAUAGUACAGCCCCACGGCAUCCAUUAACAGGAUAUGUCAGGUUCCUCAAUGAUAGGAGGGAAUCAGUCAGAACUGAGAAUCCCACAUUACCAUUUGCAGAAAUAACCAAAAUUUUAGCCAGUGAGUGGAGCAAUUUACCAGCUGACCAGAAGCAGCAAUAUUUGGAUGCAGCUGAACAGGAUAGGGAAAGGUACACUAGAGAGUACAAUGCUUAUAAGCAAACUGAUGCUUAUAAACAGUUUACACAGCAGCAAAAUGAAAAGAAGAUGAAAGAGCAGAAAGAUGACAAACCAAUGCAGAUGCAACCAGUGACUAUUCCAAAAGAAAAGGAGUUACAGAAUAACAAUGAUUUGGACUUUUCAUCGAAUUUUGAUAUACCCAUUUUCACUGAGGAGUUUUUGGAUCACAACAAAUUGCGUGAUGCAGAAUUGAGACAACUCAGGAAAUCUAAUACAGACUAUGAACAGCAGAACUCUAUAUUGCAUAAGCAUAUUGAAAACAUGAAAGUAGGCAUUGAAAAACUGGAAAAUGAGAUUAUGCAACAGAAGAAAAACAACAAUUCUUUGCAGCUACAUUUGGAACAUUUGAGAACUACACUGACAACUGGUUUUUCUAGUGUGAAAUUGCCUGGUGUAAAGGAGGCAGCUUCCAUUCAAACCAUUGAUAACUACAUGUCGAAUUUGCAUUCGAUAUUGUUAGAGAACAGCAGCCACGAUGCAAAUUUGCUGCAAACCGUGAGGGACAUUGUUGGAAGAUUGGAGUUCAAUGGAUGACAGACGCGAUUCAAAAGGGUUGUGAGACGCAAAGAGUUCUUCGAGUAAUCGAUUUUUUGCAAAAACAACACAUUAAUUGAUUUCGGAUUUAUGUGAUUCUUAUAAUUGCAAUUUUCUUUACUCGUAUAACGUAUUUAUACUGAAAAUCGACUUGUAUUGAUUUCAUUCCUUUUUUUUUAAAUUGACGUUGAAAUUCUUAAUCAAUAAAACAGGAAAAUAAAACAAUACACUAUAAUAUUACCAAAUGUAUGUAAUACGUUUGCUCCUGCAAUUGAGGAGACAACGUGUAUUUUAUGAAAUAAGUACAUUUUAAAUAGAUUGAACUAAAACAAUAUAUCAUCAAUAUAUGUGUAUUAAUUAUAUAAAGUCAAAACAGAUAUGAGAAACGAGAAUAAAAGAAAAUAUGGUAAAUACAGAUCAAAUUCAUAGCUGCAAUUAUAGCUUGUAUGAAAAUAAGAGAUCUCAAUAUGGAAAAAUAACUAAUAGCAGUUUUCGGCAAAAACUUUAAAGUAAUCUAACUAUAUAUAAUAUAUUAUGUAAUCAUCUAUAUGACGAAAUAAAUACAUUUCUAAUGG